AUGAGUAAGAAGAAGAAGAAGACCGAGAAAAGUGCUGCAGAGAUUGCAUUACUUGUUGAAAAUGUGAUGGCUGAACUUGAAGUUGUAGCAGAAGAAGAUGCAGAGCUAAACAGACAAUCAAAACCAGCUAUUAAUAAACUCAGAAAGUUGCCACUUCUAACUGAAGAAACAACUUCAAUUAGAGUUUCUAGAUCAUGGAUUGUUCUUAUCCUCCAGUUCCCAAUUGAUUUAGAUCAAUAUGAUAGAAAAGAGCAAUUAAAGAAAAGUGAGCACUAUAAGGAAACUGUAAUUGUUCUAUAUCCCCACCCUUUCUUUAUACUACUUAAAGCCUUUAGAAUUCUCUCCUUGUUCACUGCAUUUUCUGAGCUAUUACCACUUCUGGCAGUGGGCACAACUCCAUUGUUGAAGGUUGACAAGAUUUGUCAACAAAUCUCUACCACCACCCUUACCAUUGAUAAUUCCAUCGCAUUCUCCACCCCUUUUUCUACUUUCACCUCCACUGCAUCUGCAAACCUUGAAGUCAAAAGUCCCUCAAGAAUCCAGGUAUGGGGAGGUCCUUUGGUGGUUAUGUUUCUGUUUCAGCUGUAUAAUCGCCUUGUCCAGACUAAUAUACCUCAGUUGUUGCCUUUGAUGGUUGCUGCUAUCUCAGUCCCGGGUCCUGACAAGGUUUCACCUCAUUUGAAGACCCACUUCACUGAGCUAAAAGGGGCUCAAGUUAAGACUGUCUCUUUCCUGACUUACCUUUUGAAGAGCUUUGCUGAUUAUAUCAGACCACACGAAGAAAGCAUUUGUAAAAGCAUUGUGAACCUGCUUGUUACUUGUUCAGACUCUGUUUCCAUUAGAAAGGUGGAGCCAAUUUUUGAGAAAGGUGUUGAUCUGCCACCUAUGGAUGAAGCCAAUAUUUUGUUGGUGAAUGAAUGUGAAUCUAUCUCCCAUAGAAUUGGUGAACUUAUCUCUUUAGAUGGUGAAAAUGAUCAGAAAACAAGUUCAUAUCCAAACAUACCAAAUGAUUUUUUUGAAGAGAUGGAAUCUUCAUGGAAAAACCGUGUUAAAAAGAUCCAUCUAAAAGAAUCAUAUGAAGAGGUUGAUAAAGCUGCUGAAGCCUUAUCUUUAGCAAAGAUUUCCUUCCUAUAA
This is a messenger RNA of Lactuca virosa, 1134 nucleotides long. NCBI's taxonomy places the organism in Eukaryota, Viridiplantae, Streptophyta, Magnoliopsida, Asterales, Asteraceae. The record is from the annotation of a GenBank genome assembly.